AUUGGCAUUGUUGAGUAUUUUUUUGUUUAUUGAUAAUUAUUUUAUUGAAGCAUGCAUUCCUUAUGAACUUGUUGAGGCACGUGAAUCAGAAUGUUCUCUAAAAUUAAGUCCAGAAUCAAUGAUUGCACUGGAGAGUAAUGCAUUAGCUGUUGAUGACAGCAUUAAAAAUUAUCGAGUCUGUCUUCUAGAACACUUUGGACUUUUGAGAAAUGGAAAAAUUAAUGAAAUAAAACAAGAUGGAUUUUACGAGAUAUACAUUGAUGACAAAGAACUAUUGGAAGUCGUUAAAGUUUUUGUGGGAGAAUGUAGAACUUAUGCAAAUAAUCGUUUUACUGAUCAGGGUGACAUUGCUGUUACUUUUUACAAUUGCAUUGAGGCAUCAGGUUUUGCAAGAUUUCUCUCAUCCCAAGUUUGUAAACGAUUGAACAAUGAAAAUUAAAAAUGCAAAAAAAUUUUAAAAAUAAUUAUUUUCAUCUUUUUUUUUUUUAAUUUAUAUUAUAGUCUGGAAGUAGUGCAAAAUAUGCAAUAAAAAAAUUUAU
Messenger RNA from Aphidius gifuensis, 539 nucleotides. RefSeq lists its product as uncharacterized. The transcript is spliced from 5 exons. Gene Ontology annotation, molecular function: odorant binding. The coding region runs from base 119 to 439 and encodes 106 amino acids. NCBI's taxonomy places the organism in Eukaryota, Metazoa, Arthropoda, Insecta, Hymenoptera, Braconidae. The record is from RefSeq and is a predicted model, not a curated record.